Messenger RNA from Aspergillus steynii IBT 23096, 1818 nucleotides. RefSeq names its product FAD-dependent oxidoreductase. Gene Ontology annotation, molecular function: FAD binding. The transcript is spliced from 5 exons. NCBI's taxonomy places the organism in Eukaryota, Fungi, Ascomycota, Eurotiomycetes, Eurotiales, Aspergillaceae. Bases 428 to 1672 code for a protein of 414 amino acids. The record is from RefSeq and is a predicted model, not a curated record.
CCGAGAGCGUCUAGGAUGCUGCCAGGAUUCAGUCCCUCGAGCGUCGCUGUCCCGGAUUAAGCCUGCUGCAUGGCUUUCUUCCCCCUGAAUGCUGAAGCUUCUCCGGCCACUCGAUAGUGCCGGAGCGUUCGGAGAGGGUGGGCAACCCUGGCGCAUUCUCGGCCGGUUCUGGCCAUGCUCCAGCAAUCAAAUCGUCGCAAUUGAUCGGACUAGUCGGUCGUCUCAUUCGACCUCGCACCAUCUCGGACGAUGUCUCUACUAGAGGCCAUGUCUUGGGUUCACGGUCGAUCCCGAUUACAUCCGGAAAGUGCUUACAUCCGGGAUUACACAAUCUCCUGCGUCCGUCCAUCCCGCCUUUGCCAAGUGACCGCAUCGUAUUCCCCCUUGAUCGCAUUCCUGGUGACUCUCCAGAGUAAAAACUGUGAAAAUGGAAACAGACAAGAGCCAGCCCUCCAGUUCCGCCCCUCCUAGAUCCGAUUCACUGCCGAUCCUGAUUGUCGGGGCGGGAAUCAGCGGGCUCAUCCUCGCGCAGUAUCUUCGCCGAUCAGGGAUUGCCUACCAGAUCUUUGAGCGCGAUGCGUCGAUCGCCGCUCGAGCCGGCGGCUGGGGCCUCACUCUGCACUGGGCACUGCCUGCCCUCUACGAGCUGCUUCCCGAGGACGUCAAGGAACGGCUCCCGGAGACCUUUGUGAACAAGGAGGCCGUCAAAAGUGGCGACAAGGGUCGCUAUCAGUUCUUCGACCUGGCAUCGGGGGAAGCGCUGUGCAGUGUGCCUGCUGCUGAGCGCAUCCGCGUGAGUCGGUCUCGAUUCAGGCAGCUUUUGACUACGGGGGUCGAUGUCCAGUGGUCAAAACCCCUCCAAGACGUCCAGUAUCACGACGAUUCGGUCACCGUCCGCUUCGAAGACGGCACCUCGUACCAGGGUUCCAUCGUGGUCGCCUGCGAUGGUUCGCGCUCUCGUGUCCGCAGGUCUCUUUAUCCAUCGAACUAUCGCAACGCCCCCUUGCCCAUUCAAUUACUGGGAGCCACAACUCGCUACUCGGUCGACCAAGCGACUGCCGUGCGAGCACUCGACCCCUUCUUCUUUCAAGGAACGCACUCGGAGUCGAAUGUGUAUCUUUAUUUCAGCUUCCUCGACAGCCCCUUCAACUUCGACGACAGUCCAGAUGGAUACCUCUGCCAGGUCGUGGUCUCCUGGUCCAACGACCGGGGCGUCGACAUCCCGACUGGAACCACAGAGCGCAUCGCCUUGAUGAAAUCACUCACGGAAGACUGGGCAGAACCGUUCCGAUCCCUGGUUCACGACCUGCCCGACGACGCCGACGUGGUUCCCAUCAAUAUCGAGGACUGGAUGCAGAAGCAGGGAACGAAUGAGCAGCCGCGGGCGGUGUUGCUGGGCGACUCGGCUCAUUCGAUGACCAUGUUCCGCGGAGAAGGCGCAAAUAACGCUAUUGUCGACGUGCUGGAUUUCACGAAGAGGGUUGAUUUACAAUCUAUCAGCAAAUCAUCUUCCGCUUCGAUCCACGAAAGCAUACGGGCCUACGAAAAGGACAUGACUGCGCGAGCCGGUCCAUCCGUUGAAAACUCUCGUAAAGCCUGUCUUGAUGCACACGACUUUUCAAUUAUCAAAGCAGGGAACAGUCCUCUUGUUGCGCGGAGAGUGCUUAAAUAAGGAGUGUUGGUGGCUUACAUAGAAGGUCCAGACCAAUGCCCGUAGACGUACUGACGGUUUAGAAUAAGAUUAAUGAUGCUACUUGACUCAAUAAUACAAGUCCAUGGUGCUGUUAGGAAGAUAUUCUUAUGAAAACUCACUACGCU